Molecule: messenger RNA, 1747 nt
Organism: Oryza brachyantha (malo sina)
Lineage: Eukaryota; Viridiplantae; Streptophyta; Magnoliopsida; Poales; Poaceae
Product: protein SHI RELATED SEQUENCE 1-like
Exons: 2
Coding region: 373-1272 (299 amino acids)
Biological process (GO): positive regulation of DNA-templated transcription
Cellular component (GO): nucleus
Molecular function (GO): DNA-binding transcription factor activity; DNA binding
Source: RefSeq, a predicted model, not a curated record
GUGUGCAGCAGCAGCAGCUCUUCCUAUGUGUCUCCUUCUCCCUUUCUAAUUAACUCCUCCCCUCCCCUCACCUCACCUCAUCAUCCCAUCUCAUCACUCGCCGCCCAAAAAGCUGCCUCCGCCGCGUCCUCUCCUCCCCCUCGCCGCGCACCACCACCACACAAGCCAAAAUUUCCCACCAAGCAGCUUUUUUGUCCUCCCUUUUUUUUUUCGUUUUUGGGAGGGCGAGGGGGCUCGGAGUUCGAUCGAUCAGCACUGCACGCGGCGGCUGGCGGCAUGCUGCUGCUGCGGCUGCGGAGGAGGAGGAGGGAGAGAUCGGGAGUGGAGCCGUCGCUUUCCGACGACUGACCGACCGCCUAUGGAUCUGGGCGCAUGGCGGGUUUCCCGUUAGGAGGAGGAGGCGGAGGAAGGCACGGCCGCGACGACCACCACCGUCCUCCUGCCGUUAAUCCCACCACCUCCGACGCCGCCGCGUUUCUCUAUCCGGCCGCCGCCUCCCGUGGCGGCUUCCAGCUAUGGCAGCAGCAGCCGCCGCCGCACCCCUUCUACGCCCCCGCCAACAUCAUCCGCUUCGCCGAUGACCCCGCCGCGGGGCCCGGCGGCUCCUCCUCGCGAGGAGGGAGGGGCCCCGGGGCCGGCCCCGGCGUCGGCACCAUCAACUGCCAGGACUGCGGCAACCAGGCCAAGAAGGACUGCACCCACCUCCGCUGCCGCACCUGCUGCAAGAGCCGCGGCUUCGAUUGCCCCACCCACGUCAAGUCCACCUGGGUCCCCGCCGCCAAGCGCCGCGAGCGCCACAGCCUGCUCGCCGCCGCCGCCGCCGCCGAGUCAUCCAAGCGCCCCCGCGACUCCGCCGCCGCGGCGUCCCACCCGACCUCCACAACGCCCACCACCUCCUCAGGGGAGCAGCAGAUGAUGGUGGGAGAGAGGUUCCCGCGCGAGGUGAGCUCGGAGGCGGUGUUCCGCUGCGUGCGGCUGGGCCCCGUCGACGAGGCCGAAGCCGAGGUGGCGUACCAGACCACCGUCAGCAUCGGCGGCCACGUCUUCAAGGGCAUCCUCCACGACGUCGGCCCGGAACCCUCGUCCGGCGGCGGCCUCGGCCGCCACGCCGCGGAGGGAUCCUCCCCGAGCACGGCCGCGGCGCCGGGCGGCGGCGAAGGCAGCAGCAGCGUCGCCGCGGCCGUGUCGUCAUCGGCUGUGGUAAUGGACCCGUACCCGACGCCCGGCCCGUUCGGCGGCGGCGCACCCUUCUUCCACGGCCACCCGAGGUGAUCAAACGGCCAGCUCGCUCGCCUUGACGGCCGCUCGCUCGCUCGCUUGCUUGCUUUAGGCAUCCAUGGCCGCCUUGCUCCGCUUCAUCAUUCAGCUUAGCUAGCUCUAAUUAUUAUUCAAUCAAUUGCUUCUCCUUGUUCAUCUCAUCAGUGAUGCAUAAAUUGAUGUGCUGCAUCUCACUGUUUCUUUAGACAAAUUAGCUAGGCAUCCAUGAAGUUCAUUAGUACUCCAUAAAGUUGGAACUGAGCUACUUAGGGAGCAAUGAUUAAAAAUGAAAAUCUCUGACAGUUAGUAAGUUUGGUGCCUUGGGGGAGUGGCUUGAUUGACACUCACCUUAUAUUCUCUCUUCUCUUGCAUGCCUUCUUCUUUUCUUUUCUUUCAUGUUUUUCAUUUCUAUGAUGGUGAUGAUGCUGUUCCCCUUGGCCUUGGGGUCUUUUCUCUGGCACUGCAAGUAGUUAAGGUUUCUUUGCCUUUG